AUGGACUUUAGCUCCCUCCUCCUACAUGUUUUUCUCAUUGUGUCUUUUGUUUAUCCUAUUCAUUCCUGCCACAAUCAACUGAACAAUCAAGCUUUUCUAGGAGAGAACGAAUUUCACAAGUUGAACAAGACGAUGAUUACAUCCCAUCUUCAACGGAUCAACAAGCCUGCUGUUAAAACAAUUCAGAGUCCUGAUGGUGAUAUAAUAGACUGUAUUUUGACUCAUAAACAACUAGCUUUUGAUCAUCCCUUAUUGAAAGGGCAAAAACCAUUGGAUCCUCCAAAAAGAUCAAGAGGGGUUCACCAAACAGGUAACUUCAGUAACAUAUUUCAAUUGUGGACCUUGUCUGGUGAAUCAUGUCCCGAAGGAACAAUUCCAGUUAGAAGAACAACCGAACAAGACUUGUUAAGAGCCGGAUCGAUUACUCAAUUUGGAAGAAAAUACAUCGAUCGAGAUAGUUAUGAACAUGCAAUGGCGUCUGUGCAAGGAGAUGGGUAUACAGGAGCGUCGGCUGUCCUAAACAUAUGGCAACCCAAACUGGACUAUUGUUAUGAAUUCAGCGCGGCUAAAAUAUUGCUUUCCUCGCAAAAAUCUGGAGACAUUAUUGAAACUGGUUGGCAGGUCUACCAACAUCUCUAUGGGGAUGGCCGCCCUAGAUUGUUUAUUCAUUGGACGGCUGAUCCAGAAAGACAAAAUGGGUGCUACGAUUUAAAAUGUUCAGGCUUUGUUCAAACUCAUAAUAAAGUGGUAUUAGGAGGUUCAGUUACUCCAGCUUCUAUAUAUGAUGGAAAACAAUAUGGUCUUAAAUUGACUAUAUGGAAGGAUCCAAACAAUGGGAAUUGGUGGCUUGAAUUAGAAUCUGGCAUACAUAUUGGCUAUUGGCCAGCUUCCUUGUUCACAGAAUUAAAGGGUGAAGCAUAUUUUGCUGAAUUCGGCGGAGAAGUGUUCAAUUUAAAGCCAUCAGGGGCUCAUACAUCAACUGAAAUGGGUAGUGGACAUUUUGUAUCAGGACGUGGUUUUGGCAGAGCUGCAUUUAUAAAAAAAAUGAAAGUUGCAGUUACUGAACAAAAUGUCUAUAUUGACUUGCCAGAUCCUGAUUUUUCAUCAGAUCACCCAAAUUGUUAUAAUGUAAAAGGAGGGUUUAUUAAGGACUGGGGAAGUUACUUAUACUAUGGUGGACCUGGCUAUAAUAAGAAUUGUCCUUAA
Molecule: messenger RNA, 1206 nt
Organism: Medicago truncatula (barrel medic)
Lineage: Eukaryota; Viridiplantae; Streptophyta; Magnoliopsida; Fabales; Fabaceae
Exons: 7
Coding region: 1-1206 (401 amino acids)
Source: RefSeq, a predicted model, not a curated record